Molecule: messenger RNA, 1071 nt
Organism: Ascochyta rabiei
Lineage: Eukaryota; Fungi; Ascomycota; Dothideomycetes; Pleosporales; Didymellaceae
Exons: 1
Coding region: 1-1071 (356 amino acids)
Biological process (GO): maturation of SSU-rRNA from tricistronic rRNA transcript (SSU-rRNA, 5.8S rRNA, LSU-rRNA)
Cellular component (GO): nucleolus; small-subunit processome
Source: RefSeq, a predicted model, not a curated record
AUGGCGGUCGAUAACUCUCUGAUAUCGCUGCUUGCGACACUCACGACUUCGAUACAGUCGGCCACCGAGGCCCUGCCCCGCGACGACGAGAUUCUACCCCCGAAGGAGGGCAUCUCGCUGCUCGAUGUCAAGAACGAGCUCCUGCUCUCGUACCUUCAGAACCUCGUCUUCCUCAUACUACUCAAGUUGCGAGCACGGUCGUCUGGCGGAAGCGACCAGCUGCACCCGCAGGAUGAGGUCGUUCAGAAGCUCGUCGAGCUCCGAAUCUAUCUCGAGAAGGGCGUGCGACCGCUCGAGAACCGCUUGAAAUACAACAUCGACAAGAUCAUCCGCAGCGCAGACGAUGCCACCCGUCGCACCAUGCAAGCCACCGCAAAGCCGAAAGCGAGGAAGUCAAGAAACGACACAGGCUCCGGCUCUGACGCCAGCGACGCCGAGUCCGCCGCCUCAGACCAGACUGCCGACUCGGAAGAUGAGAUGUCGUUUGCGCCCAACAGAGCAGCUGUCAUCCGUGCAAAGGCUGAAGUAACCUCGGAGCGCGCCCGCGAGUCUGCCAAAGACGGCAUCUACCGCCCACCUAAAAUCACACCCAUGGCCAUGCCCACAACUGAGAGCCGCGAAGCCCGCCGUGACCGCCGACCCAACAAGUCCGCCACGCUCGACGAAUUCAUCGCAACUGAGCUCUCUUCCGCACCCAUCGCCGAGGCUUCCAUCGGCAGUACCAUCACGCACGGUGGGCGACACACAAAGUCGGAGAAGGAGCGAAGGGAAGAGAACGAGAGGCGCGAGUAUGAAGAGAGCAAUUUCACGCGCUUGGCGCCCAAGAGCAAGAAGGAGCAGAGGAAGCUGGACAGGGGCAAGACGGGCGGGUUUGGAGGUGAGGAAUGGAGGGCUUUGGGCGCAGGCAUCGACAGGAUUGAAAGACUUACGAAGAAGAAGGGCGGAAAUACGAAGGGGAGCCUUGAGAAGAGCAGGAAGAGGCCCGUUGAGGACGGCCCGAGAGGCAGUGGGAGUGCAGCGGGGGAUGCAUUUGAGAAGAGGAGGAAGAUUGUUGGGAGGUAUCGAAAGUAG